Messenger RNA from Mauremys reevesii (Reeves's turtle), 1329 nucleotides. Its product is annotated as gap junction beta-4 protein-like. The transcript has 2 exons. The coding region runs from base 142 to 1041 and encodes 299 amino acids. The record is from RefSeq and is a predicted model, not a curated record. NCBI's taxonomy places the organism in Eukaryota, Metazoa, Chordata, Testudines, Geoemydidae. Gene Ontology annotation, cellular component: connexin complex. Gene Ontology annotation, biological process: cell communication.
GAAGUGGUGGUGUGAGGUCCUAGUGUCUGCAUAAAGCUGGCUGUGGCUGUCUGAACAAAGGGUUGGUGGAGGAGCCCUGGGAAGAGAGGGGAGCGGAAGAAACCCUAGCAAGCUCCUGCUCUGCUAACCCCAAACGAGAGGAUGAAUUGGUCCUGGCUCCAGGAGCUCCUGAGCGGGGUGAACAAGUACUCCACGGCCUUCGGGCGCGUCUGGCUCUCCGUGGUCUUUGUCUUCCGCUUCCUGGUCUACGUGGUGGCGGCGGAGCGGGUGUGGAGCGACGACCAGAGGGACUUUGAGUGUAACACGCGCCAGCCCGGCUGCUCCAACGUCUGUUAUGACCACUUCUUCCCCGUCUCCCACAUCCGCCUCUGGGCCCUGCAGCUCAUCCUGGUCACCUGCCCUGCCCUGCUGGUGGUCAUGCACGUGGCCUACCGGGAGGCCAAGCAGAGGAAGUGCCAGGAGGCGGAGGGAAAGACCUGCCGCCGGCUCUACCCCGACCUCGGCAAGAAGCGGGGAGGGCUGUGGUGGACCUACCUGCUCAGCCUUGUCUUCAAAGUUGCUGUGGACGUGACUUUCCUCUACAUCUUCCACCGGCUCUACGCCAAUUUCAACCUGCCCCGCGUGGUGCGGUGCACCGAGGCCCCCUGCCCCAACACAGUCGACUGCUUCGUCGCUAGGCCCACCGAGAAGAAACUCUUCACCUACUUCAUGGUGGCCACCGCCAUCCUGUGCGUCCUUCUCAAUCUCUGCGAGAUGAUCUACCUGGUCGCCAAGCGCUGCUGGGAACUCGCCACCCGGCGCCAGGGCAGGGAGCUGCUGAGCAAGCCCGCAGGCUGCCAUCACUGUGCACAGCAGAACCAGAGUCUUAGUACAUCAUCCUCAGGGCAGGCUCCAUUCAGGUCUGUCCCUUUAUAUAGCGGGGAGGGUGCUGCUAGUGAAGGGAAAAGAGGCUCCUACCUCAUCUCCGGGCAUUCACAAUCUCUCGCACAGACUUCAGCCACCAGUGCAAACUUCUCACCAGCUUCAUUCCCUGCAGAUUGACUGACAAAGCAAUCAAAGGCUUAUUAGAAUCAUUUCUCCAAGAGUUUUCAGUCCCGUGCCCAUUGAAGGCAGGGUCAUGCUGUGUAUGAAAAGUACAUUGACAUAUAGCAGAGCCAGUUAGCACUUUCCAAAUUUCUAUUUUUUCCAACAGCAGCAGAAAAAAGGGAUGAAAUUUGUGAGAAAAUUUGCCUGUUUCUUGAUCAUCUUCAAUAAAUACUUUGCAAAGGGUUGAUAAAUGAUUUGUAGAUGUUCUAGGCAUGUCGUAGACGGAGUCAUGUGUUUUUUAAA